AUGCAGGCUAAUGGGAAUGAUCCAUUUUUUUCUGACAAGAUGACGGAAACGAGGUGUGUGUGUGUGUGUGUGUGUGUGUGUGUGUGCGGCGCGGGCCGCCGCGGGCGUGAGGCGCGCGAGGAACGCGAGGGACGCGAGGAGCGUCGAUUCUCAAGCCGUGAACGCGACUCCCGCUCGAGGUCCAUGCAAGAGCGCCUCUCCUAUCGAGACGAUGACCGGCGUCGGCCGGGCCGCAACGAGGAGGACCGGGAGCGAGAUGACGGUCAAGAGCAGGAGCGGCCGCGAGACCCUCAGCGUGUACCGCGACGUGGCUACUUUUACGACCAUGAUGACCGUGCGCGAGGACGCUUUCAUGGUCGCCGCGAGGGUUCGAACCAGGCACCGCUGAAGCUACCUCAUCUGCCUGCCCGAUGCUACCUCCUGGUGCUAACCAAACGUGUCGCCCAACUUGACAGGAGGGCGGUAUGCCACGGGCACCCCACAACAGGCACAUGUCUAUCACACGCGCAGUGUCUCAACGAUCCCUGUGCCGUUCAUACGCAGGAGCUGCAAGCAGAGGCCGCAAACACGGCCGAGCCCACAACUGCCGGGGAGCGUGCCGCUCAAAACGACAAUGCUAAGACUAGCCCCAUGGCCGAGUCAGGGGCAUCGCCAGCCCGCCGGGGUGAAGAUGAAUGA
Messenger RNA from Monosiga brevicollis MX1, 678 nucleotides. RefSeq lists its product as uncharacterized. The transcript is spliced from 5 exons. Bases 1 to 678 code for a protein of 225 amino acids. Lineage: Eukaryota; Choanoflagellata; Craspedida; Salpingoecidae. The record is from RefSeq and is a predicted model, not a curated record.